Molecule: messenger RNA, 231 nt
Organism: Closterium sp. Naga37s-1
Lineage: Eukaryota; Viridiplantae; Streptophyta; Zygnematophyceae; Desmidiales; Closteriaceae
Source: the annotation of a GenBank genome assembly
AUGAGCAGAACGAGCAGUGCGGAUAGGCCUGGUGCCGCUGCUAGAAAGCACCUUGGAGAGAUGGCAGUUCUCCCCAUCGCCACACCCCCUACCCACAAAACGUUGACACAAGGGGAGGAGGAUGAGGAUGAAGAGGAGGAGGAGGAGGAGGAGGAGGAGGAGGAGGAGGAGGAGGAGGAGGAGGAGGAGGAGGAGGAGGAGGAGGAGGAGGAGGAGGAGGAGGAGGAGUAG